This is a messenger RNA of Lucilia cuprina (Australian sheep blowfly), 2796 nucleotides long. RefSeq names its product lamin Dm0. The record is from RefSeq and is a predicted model, not a curated record. NCBI's taxonomy places the organism in Eukaryota, Metazoa, Arthropoda, Insecta, Diptera, Calliphoridae. The coding region runs from base 365 to 2245 and encodes 626 amino acids. The transcript is spliced from 4 exons.
GAACCGGCCUGGGAUGCGUCUAUUUUUUACUUUUUUAACGAGUGAUUUUCAUCGUAGUGCAUUUUUCUUGAGAAAAAAUUAAAUUUCCAGUAUUUGGUGUAUUAAAAUUAACAUAAAAUCGGUUAUAAAGAAGGCUUUAAAUAAUUUUCCACCAUAUUCGUAAGUGUGUGAGAGUGAGUGUUUUUUUUUUUAUUUUUUUCAUAACGUUCGAAAGUUUGUGUGUUUAGUCAGUCACUGUGGAAUUUAAUCAGUUCGCGGUCGUUGGGAUUUGUGCAAGACAGAAAGAAAAAAAAUAAAACUUGUCAAGUGUGUGUUGAAAAUAUACAAAAUAUUCAACUUAUUAAAAAACAAAUAAAGUUGUGAAAUGGCAACAAAAUCAAAACGCGCGGGUACUGCCACGCCCCAACCACAACCCAGUGGCACUAGUACACCCAUGAUGACGGGAGCCAAUCGUCCUGCCAGUCCCCUGAGUCCAACACGCCAUUCUCGCCUGCAGGAGAAGGCUGAAUUGCAAAAUUUGAAUGAUCGUUUGGCCGCCUACAUCGACCGUGUCCGCAAUUUGGAAACCGAAAAUGCCCGCUUAUCAAUUGAAGUGCAAACAACACGCGAUACUAUUACGCGUGAAGCUACCAAUGUCAAGUCCAUGUAUGAGAAUGAAUUGAGUGACGCCCGGCGUUUGUUAGACGAUACAGCCCGCGAAAAGGCUAAAUUGGAAAUCGACAUCAAAAGACUCUGGGAGGAAAAUGAAGAAUUGAAGGCCAAGUUGGACAAGAAAACUAAAGAGUGUUCAGUGGCUGAAGGAAAUGCCCGCAUGUAUGAAUCACGUGCCGCUGAUUUAAGCGCCAAAUUUAAUGCUGCCAAUGCUGAUCGCAAGAAGGCCGUUGAUGAAUUGAAAGAUUUACAAAAUGAACUCGAACGUUUGCGCAAACAAUUGGAUGAGGCUCGCAAGCAUUUGGAAGAUGAAACUUUGGCUCGUGUUGAUCUCGAGAACAAUAUUCAAAGUCUGCGUGAAGAAUUGACCUUCAAGGAUCAAAUACACUCGCAAGAAAUCAAUGAAACUCGUUCACGUCGCCAGGUGGAAAUCAGUGAAAUUGAUGGCCGUCUUAUGGAACAAUAUGAGGCCAAAUUGCAGAGUUCUCUGCAAGAGCUACGUGAACAAUAUGAGUCUCAAAUGCGUGCCAAUCGUGAUGAUAUUGAAACUCGUUAUGAGCAGAAAAUUAAGAAUUUGCAAGCUGCUGCUAACCGAAAUUCUGGUGCUGCUGCCUCAGCCAUUGAAGAAUUACGUACUACACGUACUCGUAUUGACGGAUUGAACAGCCGCAUUAAUGAAUUGGAAUCUACAAAUGCUGCCCUCAAUGCUCGUAUUCGUGAUCUCGAGCAAUUGUUGGAUGAUGAGAGAGUUCGCCACAAUGCUGACAUGUCGGCUUUGGAAGCUGAGUUGCAACGUAUGCGCGACGAAAUGGCCCAACAGUUACAAGAAUAUCAAGAUUUAAUGGAUAUCAAGGUUUCUUUGGAUUUGGAAAUUGCCGCCUACGACAAACUUCUAUGUGGUGAAGAAUCACGUCUCAAUAUUACACCCUCUGGUGGUGGCGCAACAGUCACAUCACUUAGCCAAUCUUUACGUUCGUCUCGUGCUACUCCUCACCGUAAGACACCAAUGCGUGCACCAUCUACCGCCCCUGGCGCUUACAAACGUAAACGUACCGUUGUCGAUGAAUCCGAAGAUGUAAGUCAAUCGGAAUUCUUUGUCACCAGCAGUGCCAAAGGUGAUAUUGAAAUUUCUGAAUUUGAUCCUGAGGGUAAAUUCGUUAAAGUACAUAAUAAGGGACAGAAUGAGGUACAAAUUGGUGGUUGGCAAUUAAAACGUACUGCCGAUGGCAAAGAAAGUACUUUCAAGUUCCAUCGCAGUGUGAAAAUUGAUGGCGGUGCCACGAUAACUGUUUGGUCAUCGGAUGCUCCUGGUGCAACACACGAACCACCAACAAAUAUUGUGAUGAAAACACAAAAAUGGUUCGGUGGCGAUAGCAUAAAAACUUCUCUGUUCAACAGCGAUGGCGAAGAAGUAGCCGGCUCUGAACGUAUCAAGCGUACGAUUGUACGUCAUGUUUCACGUCAUAGAUCCGGCGCCGGUGUAAGUGGACGUGCCAGCGUUUCAGUACUCGAUGGUGUGGGCAAUGAGGAACUCUAUCAUCAACAGGGUGAUCCAGAACAACAGCAAGGUGAAGAAAAAUGUCGUUUGAUGUAAGAGAUGGAUGCUUCAGUGUUUUUAAGGUGUAGAUUUAAAAUAAAAAUUAAAAGAACUAUUAUAGAUUAAAGGACGGUAUGUUAGAUACUAGUCCAUAAAAAAAAACGCGCAACAUUACAACUUUUGUUUUUAAACGAUAAAAUUGUAUUUGCUCCCCCUUUUCCCUAAUUUCUAUGUUCUCCUUAUUUAAUUUAUAUUACGAUUAAUUUUAUAUUUUGAAUUUUGAAACGCCGAAGCCAACGUUAAACAGAAAAACAAAAUUACUUACUAAAAUAGCAGCCACCCUAAAACUACAAUAGAUUUUUCUAAUUUUAGUAUUAAGAUUUCAUUUGGAUAGACUUGAAUUUCUUUUCAUUUAAGUCUUCCACGUAACUUGUUCGUUUUUUUUACAUCAAACUAAUAAUCAUUUUUAAAACUUUAACAAGUGAAUGUUUCUCUUCCAAAAGAAUAAUAAAAAAAUCCUAAAAAUCCUGAUGUAUUUGCUUAUUAACAACAAACAACUUACAUACUUAGCAAUAAAUAAAAAUCGUUUGUCAUUUUUAUUCUCUCUG